CGCUGAGCUGCGCUGGUGAUGGAGGGAGCGCUGUUGAAAUGGACCAACUAUAUUUCAGGUUGGCAGCCACGAUAUUUUGUGUUAGAAAAUGGCAUCCUCUCCUAUUAUGACUCUCAGGACGAUGUGGGCAAAGGCAGCAAAGGCAGCAUCAAGAUGGCUGUAUGUGAAAUCAAAGUGCAUGCAACCGAUUCCACUCGUAUGGAGCUGGUCAUCCCAGGUGAGCAGUACUUCUACUUGAAGGCAGGAGGUGCUGCUGAGAGACAGAAAUGGCUGGUGGCUUUGGGCAGCUCCAAAGCCUGCCUCGGGGAUAGCAGAAGCCAGAAAGAAAAAGAUCUGGACAUAAGCAACGAGUCCCUCGGAAGAAAACUGUCAGAACUGCGUCUAUAUUGUGACGUGCUGACACAGCAAGUGCUAGCUGUGCAGGAUGCAACACAACCUCAAGAGAAUGGAUCUCCUUUGGACAUACAGAAGAUGAAUGAAGCUUCAUCUUUAUUGCGGGCAACCUGCAGUCAGUUCAUCUCUACCCUAGAAGAAUGCAUGAAAUUUGCAAAUACUCGCUUGGCCCCUGAGCUGUAUCAUCCUUCAACAGUUCCUGAGCCUUCUGAUUUUGUGGGCACUAAACUUCCACAUUCCCACCGGGUUAGACGUUCUAUGAGCCACACAGGCAUCGUUUCCUCAGACAGAGUGCUGGAGCCAGCUCGGAUCCCGCCGGUGCCUCCCAAGGGCACUGAGACUGUACUGCGCAACUUGGAGGAGAUGGUGGUGUUCUGCUCACAGCAGUGGGGACAGCAGGGCUCCCAGUCUGGGAGUCCCCCUAGCACCAUAACUGAAGAAGCAGUCAGUAGGAGCCACCACCAGAUAACUGCAUGAGAUUGACCAGGGAAGGGAAAGACGGUGAGUUGGUAGAUAAACCAUUGUUGGUUCAGGAC
This is a messenger RNA of Protobothrops mucrosquamatus (brown spotted pit viper), 929 nucleotides long. RefSeq names its product pleckstrin homology domain-containing family A member 3-like. Lineage: Eukaryota; Metazoa; Chordata; Lepidosauria; Squamata; Viperidae. The record is from RefSeq and is a predicted model, not a curated record. Gene Ontology annotation, cellular component: recycling endosome; trans-Golgi network; early endosome. The transcript has 8 exons. Gene Ontology annotation, biological process: endosome organization; receptor recycling; retrograde transport, endosome to Golgi. The coding region runs from base 19 to 870 and encodes 283 amino acids.